This is a messenger RNA of Bactrocera dorsalis (oriental fruit fly), 1905 nucleotides long. RefSeq lists its product as uncharacterized. Lineage: Eukaryota; Metazoa; Arthropoda; Insecta; Diptera; Tephritidae. The record is from RefSeq and is a predicted model, not a curated record. The coding region runs from base 129 to 1649 and encodes 506 amino acids. The transcript has a single exon.
UAUUAGCGUUGCACAUCUCUAUUUGUUCAUUCAAAGUAGAAAUAGAAACAAACAUUUGUUUAAAGGAAACACCUAACUUGUUACGGGUUCAACUUUAAAAACUUCUAACUAACGUGUGAAAUUUCAAAAUGGGAGGAUGUCGUUGUUCAUUCCGCCGGUGCCCUGUGGGGACGUCUCAAAAUCCCGGCAUGCAUUUCUUCCAUUUUCCAAUAAAGCACAAAGAGCGCUACCGACGUUGGUUGAAAUUAGCCAACACAAUGCACUUCCUUGACUCAAACAAGGCCUACCAAAUGAACCGCGUUAUUUGUGCCAGACACUUUCGUGAUGAAUGCUUUAAAAACUAUAAACGGGACGGCCUAAAUAAGGGCGCUGAGCCAACACUAAUGCGCUUAAAUGACGAAAUGGCUUUGGAUUAUUCGCACGAGGAGGAGAAUGGUGGACCCGAAUUGAUCAAAUUACCACAGUGUACACUAAAACAUUUAAUUCCACCGGAAGGGUAUGUGUUUGCCUUCUCCUUUCAUGACAAUUUCAUUGUUAGUGAAUAUUUAAAGGAAAAUAAUAUUGUAUUAGGAACUACAACUGAAGCUAGGCAAUUACUUAUUGAAAAGAGGACUAGAGAAAACCAUGAUAUAAGCUUUGAGGAUUGUAGUAGCGCGAAGAAAAUUAAAAUUUUAAACUCCACCGCUAUCAACUUACCUUCCAAAACAAGUGACUCAAUACCAGCUGAUACAAUUAUUAACAUAAAAAUCGAUCAAGGCACCUCAGCGUUGGAUUUGCCACUGGAUACCGAAGUAAAUUUCGAAUCUGAAGCGGCAGGCGAGGAUGUAUCAAUAGAAUCAGAAGAAGAAGAAGGGGAAUAUGAUUUCAUCCAGAUUGAAAAUUUUAUAAAUGAGAAUUCAGAUGAACUAGAAAGUGAUAAUAUAUUCAAUCAGCAAAAAUGUGAUGAACUCUCUAAAGAACUGCAAGAUAAAGAUGAGAAAUAUGUUAAGAAAACAGAGGAAUUGUUAGCACGAAUUCGGGAGCUGGAGAAAGAGCUCGGGCAAUCAAAAGAAGAGUUAAAGAAAAAAACCACAAUUUUAAGUAGAACAGAAAUUGAGCUAGACAAAGCCACCACCGCGUACCAAAAUCUGUUGGAAAACUAUGAAGAAAUGGAAAAUAAAUAUAAAAAUGAGUUGGAGAUCAACAAAGAUACUUCGAUGGAAAACCGACGCCUGCAGCAAGAAAAUGCCCGUUUAAGUGAAAAAUGCAUGGAAUAUGAAAAACAAAAGCAGCUAAAGCAAAAGGAAUCAGUAACUACUAGUCAGGCACCGUCAUCGUCAAAUGGCAAAGAUAUUGCCAUUGGCAAUCGACGUUACCCUGGAGGACACAAUAAUAUGCAAAACACGCCGUCAAAGGCACAACUAUUUAAUGGUAUUAAAAAGUAUAUAUCAUCAUCUAUGCUUGCAUUGCUGCGCAUGGAGAUGUUCGGCAGUGCGGAUCGCGAUUGGAAACCCGACGAGCAACGUGUGGCCAUGGACUUGCUGCAGCUUGGCGAUGAAGUGUAUAAAUACAUAAAUGAUGAGUGGCGUUUUCGCUUACCCGCAUUAGGUGAAGUCAGAGCAUGGCUUGCAGACACUACGAAUUCAAUACAUGAUGAAGAGGAUCUAUAAUUUUUAAUUAAUUUUUAUUAUUGAUGCUAUACAAGAGAUUAAAUUUUUUAUAAACUAUAAAAUUGAAAUAUUCAUUGACGAAAUAUUAGUUCUAAAAUGUUGUUACAUUAUCGGGCAAGCUUGUUGCUACUGGACUAUCCAAAUUACAAAUAAUUGACGUGCUCUGUAAUAAAUAAAUAUUUAUUGUUAUUUAAGAAAAACAUAUGAUGACGUAAUAAGAUAUCUAUUAGGAUUAAAUACGUACAAAAAUAUUAUU